CGGGCGUAGUUGCCCCUGCCGGGGACUCAGGUGUGGAGCCGGGCCGGCGGCGCAGGUGUGCCGCGUUUGUGCGGUCUCCGCCCGGGGGGUUCGCCGCCGCCGGCCUGUUUUUUCCCCUCCUCCUCCUUCUGAAUCCGAACCCAGCGUCCACGCCGUAGGUCAUUCUGUGGCUGCUCCCAGAGACUGGCUGAUACUUUAAAGUAAUCCCAUCUUUCUUAAAAAUCUAGUUUGCAAGGGAAACUUUAGAAUGGUCCAUACUAUGAAGGGAAAUAAUGACCCCCUUGUUAUAAGACUUGCUCCUUUUCCGCUCAAAUCCUGCUCAUGGAGCAGGGCUGGAGUCAAAACGGUGGAACCGCGCCGUGACCAGCCGCUCCCGGGGUUAGACUGUGUAUCAGCGAGGCGGACGCGUUUUUUAUUCAGGUUGAUGACAGUAAAGAUUUCUGAGUGGGGUUGGAGGUCCUCUGCUACCAUCGUAGCUCAGCUGUCCCUGGCAAGACAGUCCCGUGGGCCGGGUCACAGCCAAAAGAGCCUCUUGGUGAAAGGUGGGCCCAGCCAAGGCAAAGGGCAGAAUUCUCCAGGGUGAGGUGCGCUCCCCUCCCACCAGAGCCGUGAGUGCUUUACGAAUGGAGACUGAGUUUUCCAGAGUUUUGAAACGAUCCCCAGACAUGGGGGGGAAGUAACACACUCUUUAAAGGGGGGACCUAAGUUAGGUGCCAGCCCUUAAAUGACAGUUCUCAGUGUGUCCUUUGGAUUAAGGCAGCUUCGGCCCUGAAGAGAACUGGGAGAGGUUUAGGCGUUUCAGCAAGAUUGGGGCCAGAGGGAGAAAUGGCUUUUCUGCCUUUGGUCUGACCAAGUCCAGGGCAAACGCCCAGGUGCUCUGAGAAGCGUGGGCGAAGGCCAGUCCCGCACCUGUAGCCACUCUCAGGCCCUUCCUGGAAUUGGGUUGGGUGGGCCCGGGGCAGUCUCUUAUCACCUCCUGCCUGCGGAGCCUGACCCCUGGUCCGUUUAUAGGGAUGCAGAUUAGCUCCAGAUAGGAGCUGACCUAUAAAGAGAAUUAUUACCUAAAAAUCAAGGAAGAGGAAGUUAUAAACAUGUGACCGGCCUUAUAAAUUUUUCUUGGCUCGGCAUUUGGUGAAAUUAAUUUGCGAGCGUUCAGGACGUUGGUUGAUGGAUCACACUGCAGGAGGCUCUCAGGCUUUUGGUGCUCAGACUCGUGGCGGGGCCGUCAGUGGCAGUUGAGGUGAGCUGUCCACGUGCUAGACGGCCUCCCUCCGGCUUUUUCCGCACAGUGAGGCGCUGCUGGGGGUCGGGGGGCCUCUCUGGGCCUCAGUUCUCCCUCUUGGGCAAAGGGGGCUGGGUUAGAUGAUUUCUGGAGUAUUUUCGUGUUCUGUGACUCACUCUUCCUCUCUCUCUGAGUGCCCUCUCUUACUUUCCUUUUUCUUUUUCUUAUAAAUCACCAAGAUAAUUGUCCUUCACCAUUUGGGGGUUAUGACCCAUCGGAAAUCUUGAUGGGAAGGUGUUGACCGGCUUUCUAGAAAAAUCCCCUGCAAACAAAAUUCGCUCUUCCUUUCAGAAGGCUCCUGGAGCACAGACUCUGGGCUGUGAGUGCUGUGCUCAGGGGCCCAGCAGGGACAUCGCACUUGACGGCUCCGGGCCGACGCCAGCCUUCUGUGCUGCGGGCUCGCGCGGCUCACUCCCUAGGCUCUGUAGGACUGUCCGCUCCACUGGGUGACUCUCUAGGGGUGCGUGGUGAUGCCGUUUCCUCUGUCUCACUGGUGCUCCUCCCCAGUCUGUCCCUCGUGUUUAUGCCCACGAGGGACCGCUUUAGAAUUCGGGGGCUCUGAGACCCAUCCGCUUUGCAGACGAGGAGGCCCUCACAGAGCCGUCAGGUGACUCUCCCAGGGGCUAGAGAAGAGCCUUUGCUGGAGGCCACAGUUUCCAAGUUGAGUCCGACUCCCAUCUCACAGAUUUGAGUCCUUUUAAAUCUGCCAAUGGGCAGCUGGGGGCAUUGGAUGAAAAAGUCAUGGUUGGCACUCAGGGGCCCGCACCUCCUGCCCCCCCGCCCCGGACCUAGACCCCUUUGCCCACUGCGUGGCCGUCCGCAGGGCGGCUGGAGUGUGCACACCACAGGCUUCUUGCUUUAUGGACCAGGCUGGCUCUGGAUGGGACCAUGUCCUCCUUGGGGACAUGGCGUCUUGUCACUGCCGAUUGUUUCCAACGUGUCUGCCCGAAGAGGUCCCGUUUUAAUCGGAAGAACUGAAGUGCUCUUUUUUUGGGUGGGCGUCUGUCCAACUGCCGAGGGGAUUUCCACCCUGUUCUCGUAAACAGGCUGGGAGUCGACAGGCAGGGCUGCCCUUCCUGCUCGGGGCUGUUGGGAAGGCCGCCGGCUCCGGCAGGGAUGUCCUCCCCUAGGAUGCCUGGCGGCUUCUGGAAGCGCGGGCUCUGUCUGCGCUGUCGCUGCGGUUGGUUCCCUCCCCGUGUCCCCCGUCCCCCAGCGGGUCCUGAGUCCCCGAGGAAGACGGCUGGGAGAAGGGCAGCAGCACGUGUUUCUAAGGGAGGCGCACCCAAGGUCCAGGCACCGCCUUAGGUGCCGUGUAUGCCUCAAGCGAGGCCCCGUGCGGAUGGCUCCCCCGGCCUGUCCGCCCGCGAUCCAGGCCACCAGCCGCGAGAGGCCGGGGUGCCGCCCCAUCUCUGGCCCAGUCCCAGACCAGCUGUGAGGGCGCCGUCAAGAAGGGAGAGCCUCGAGGGUCUCCUGCUUCCCGGAGCCUCUCAGGCCAUGCUUGCGCACGCUGGUCCAGCGGGGCGUUCGUGAUGGAUUUGGCUCCAGAGGGAUGGCCUGCUCACUGGCGGGACCUGGAGAGGUACAAGCGCUUCCCCAGCUGGUGUAAAAACGGAUGACGACCCACGCGCUCACACGCGGCUGUUUGUCUGAAACAGCACAGGGUGAGAGCUGGCGAGAGCAUCCCCCCCCCACCCCCUGCCCCGCAGCAGGGGACCACGCAGCUGGCUGCCACACAGCUGCAGACUUCCCAGGGAGCUUUCGGUUUCCAUUUGGGGUUGGAGGUCCUGGAAGCAGGCAUUGUCUUCUCACGGCAGGUGGCCGGGAGUUCCUGGACCUUCGGCGUUUCCCCCCUGAAGCAGCACCUCUGUCCUGGGAGCGGUCCUUGGCUCUGGCGUACGUGGGGCGCUGUGAGUCGUGAGACUGCGUGUGUCACGACACUCACAGGAUGUUUUCUCCUUCCCGAGGAUGUGCGACCGGAACGGCGGCCGGCGGCUGCGGCAGUGGCUGAUAGAGCAGAUCGACAGCGCCAUGUACCCGGGGCUGAUCUGGGAGAACGACCAGAAGAGCAUGUUCCGGAUCCCUUGGAAACACGCGGGCAAGCAGGACUACAACCAGGAGGUGGACGCCUCCAUCUUCAAGGCCUGGGCCGUCUUUAAGGGGAAGUUUAAGGAAGGGGACAAGGCCGAACCAGCCACGUGGAAGACGAGGCUACGCUGUGCUUUGAACAAGAGCCCGGAUUUUGAGGAAGUGACAGACCGGUCCCAGCUGGACAUCUCUGAACCAUAUAAAGUUUACCGCAUUGUCCCCGAGGAAGAGCAAAAAUGCAAACUGGGCGUGGUGGCCCCUGGCUGCCUGAGCGAAGCCACAGAGAUGGAGUGCGGGCGCUCGGAGAUCGAGGAGCUCAUCAAGGAGCCCUCCGUGGAUGACUACAUGGGCGUGGUCAAGAGGAGCCCCUCCCCGCCGGAGGCCUGCCGGAGUCAGCUCCUCCCCGACUGGGGGCUGCCGCAGCCCAGCGCAGGCCUGCCACUGGUGCCCGGGUACCCGGCCUACGAUGCUCACCACUCAGCCUUCUCCCAGAUGGUCAUCAGCUUCUACUACGGGGGCAAGCUCGUGGGCCAGACCACCACCAGCUGCCCCGAGGGCUGCCGCCUGGCCCUGGGCCCGCCCGGCCUGCCCAGCGGCAAGCUGUACGGGCCCGAGGGCCUGGAGCUGGUGCGCUUCCCGCCGGCCGACGCCAUCCCCAGCGAGCGGCAGAGGCAGGUGACGCGGAAGCUGUUUGGGCACCUGGAGCGCGGUGUCAUCCUGCACAGCAGCCGCCAGGGCGUGCUGGUCAAGCGGCUGUGCCAGGGCCGCGUCUUCUACAGCGGCAACGUGGCGCCGGGCCGGGCCGGGCCCAACAAGCUGGAGCGCGACGAGGUGGUCAAGGUCUUCGACACCAGCCAGUUCUUCCGAGAGCUGCAGCAGUUCUAUAACAGCCAGGGCCGGCUCCCCGACAGCCGGGUGGUCCUGUGCUUCGGAGAAGAGUUCCCAGAUAUGACGCCCCUGCGCUCCAAGCUCAUCCUCGUGCAGGUGGAGCAGCUCUACGUCCGGCAGCUGGUGGAAGAAGCCGGCAGGAGCUGCAGCGCCAGCUCCGUGAUGCAGGUGCCCGAGGAGGCCCAGCCAGACCAGGUCUUCCGGAUGUUUCCCGAUAUCUGCGCUUCAUACCAGAGACCGCUCUUCCGAGAAAACCAGCAGAUCACAGUUUAAGUGUCUCUCUCGGGAGCCCCACCCCGGCCGCACCUGGCAUUCCGGUACUGCGGAUGUGGAGCCCGCGGACGGGGCGGAAGGCUUCCCUCUGCUCUCCCUGCAGUAAGGGCGCUCGGAGGACUGGCAGGAAGGCAGAGCGGGGCCCCUUCCCUGCUUGGAGCAAGCCGUGGACGCGCACAGCGGGGCGGCAUGUGCGGUGGGACCGCGGCAUUUCUUCCUGGUUCUGCUCAGUCCUCCGACGCCUCCAGCACUUGGGGGCACUCGGAACUUCCAAAGAUGCGGCUUUCCAUUUGACUAGUAAGGAUUUCCUGUGCUUGCUUCCGUGGGAACUGUCCUUUGACUUUUAGGCAUAUGAAUAAGAUUUGAAAAGACCCGGAUACCAGCCUUCCAACCGGUGAGAGCGCACGCCGUGGAAUUGGAAUUCGGGGCCAGCAGCGCCCUGACGUCACCAGGGACCCUGGUGUGUUUCCAUCUUCAGACCGUGAAACCCUCCUGUAGGGCCUUGGUGGCCAGAAACUGUAGAGCUAGGUUUAUUUUUUCAUUCCUGUAAUUAAGUAAUCCUGAUACGUCUGUCUCUUCUUAUUUCUAAAUAGUUUUGACUGGUUUUAAUUGCCGUAUGUUAAAUUAAUUGUCCUAUUGUAAAAUGCCUUGAUCUUUUUAAUAAAAUGGGCAAGAUGGAAAUCCACCAGAUCCCAAAGGAACUGA
Phacochoerus africanus (Common warthog) is the source of this 5233-nucleotide messenger RNA. RefSeq names its product interferon regulatory factor 8 (gene IRF8). Gene Ontology annotation, molecular function: RNA polymerase II cis-regulatory region sequence-specific DNA binding; protein binding; DNA-binding transcription factor activity, RNA polymerase II-specific. The coding region runs from base 3248 to 4528 and encodes 426 amino acids. NCBI's taxonomy places the organism in Eukaryota, Metazoa, Chordata, Mammalia, Artiodactyla, Suidae. Gene Ontology annotation, biological process: regulation of transcription by RNA polymerase II; immune system process. Gene Ontology annotation, cellular component: nucleus. The record is from RefSeq and is a predicted model, not a curated record. The transcript is spliced from 8 exons.